AUGGAUGAAUUCACAUUUCAGGACAGUGAGGCCCUGUUAUUGACUUAUGUGAGAUAUACUGAGCACGAGGCUUUUCAAGAAGAGAUGUUGUUUUGCGAAUCAUUGGAAACAACCACAACUGCAAAGGACAUCCACAGCAAACUUAAACAUUAUUUGGAUGUAAACAAAAUACCAAAAGAAAACUUACUGUCAUGCGCAGAAGACGGUGCAUCUGCUAAGAUGGGCAAGAAAAUGGGAUGCUUAAAAAUGAUGACGGAUGAAAAUCCAAACAUGUUGAUUGUCCAUUGCGUCAUACACCGAGAAAACUUGGUUGCCAAGAAACUGUCCCCUGUUCUUAAUGAGAUUCUACGAGCUGUGAUCAAGUGCGUCAACAGUAUUAAAGCAAAUCCCGAAGCCGAAUGUCUUUUUAAGCAGUUUUGUGUAAAUCAAAGUGCCGAGCAUGGUCGAUUAUUGAUUCAUACGGGAGUAAGGUGUCUAUCGAGUGGAAAUAGCUUAAAAAGGUUCAUGGAAUUAUUUGAUCAACUUAACAACUUUCUCAGUGAUAAAUGGGAAAUGAAAAUGCUGUCAACAACGGAUAGAAAUGCAUUUGUCAGUUAUUUGACAGACAUCUUUGAGAAACUUGGAAACUCCAAGGUGCAAACAUGA
Octopus bimaculoides (California two-spot octopus) is the source of this 645-nucleotide messenger RNA. Its product is annotated as zinc finger BED domain-containing protein 5-like. The record is from RefSeq and is a predicted model, not a curated record. Lineage: Eukaryota; Metazoa; Mollusca; Cephalopoda; Octopoda; Octopodidae.